Sinocyclocheilus anshuiensis is the source of this 3146-nucleotide messenger RNA. Its product is annotated as coenzyme Q-binding protein COQ10 homolog A, mitochondrial-like. Gene Ontology annotation, biological process: cellular respiration. Gene Ontology annotation, cellular component: mitochondrion. Bases 303 to 1052 code for a protein of 249 amino acids. The record is from RefSeq and is a predicted model, not a curated record. Gene Ontology annotation, molecular function: ubiquinone binding. Lineage: Eukaryota; Metazoa; Chordata; Actinopteri; Cypriniformes; Cyprinidae. The transcript has 5 exons.
UCCGCACGGUGCCACAUCAGAACAGUGUGUCCCGCUCACCGGCGGUUUAUGAAGGCUUCACCGGUUUAACCUCAAUCGGUUUUAGAGGAAUCGCAGGGGAAAGGGCUAUUGUUUCAGUAGAUGAUUAUGUAGAAGUCGAAAUAUGAUACUUGCACCGCAAAGAUUUAACGCACAGCGGGGGUUUGAUUUUCAUUUAUUCACAGAGAUGACAGCGAGCGCUUGUUUAUUACUGUGCUAAUCGUGUCAUUCGAGAUUAAUCGUUAUCAUUUUACACACGUUGAAUAGGCUAAGUUGUAUUUUUGAUGGCCGUGUCAGGAGGCGCCCGGCGGAUCCCGAUGGGUGUGCGGACAUUCAGUGAGUUUCUGGAAAUAGCGACGGUCGGUCCGUGUCGCUCCAGCAGCCCGUAUAAAUGCAGAGCGAGAAUACAGCACUGGCCCAUCAGACACCUGUCCUCCUGCGGGAUCUUGAUGACCCGUCAUCCUCGCGCUCUCGGUCUCACUGAAGUGGGUUUGACUCCCACUCAUCACAGGAGAUCUUUCAUCAGCCUCACCAAUAAGAGAAAAGAGUAUUCAGAGAGGAGAAUACUAGGGUACUCAAUGCAAGAGAUGUAUGAUGUGGUAGCCAAUGUGGAUGACUACAAACACUUUGUACCGUGGUGUAAAAAGUCCCAAACCAUCAUGAAAAGAGCCGGUCAUGCCAAAGCUCAGCUGGAAGUGGGCUUCUCUCCUGUUGUUGAGCGAUACACUUCAAUGAUAAGCCACGUCCGUCCACAUCUGGUCAAAGCAGUGUGUUCAGACGGUAAACUCUUCAAUCAUUUAGAGACAAUAUGGCGGUUUAGUCCCGGUAUUCCUGGCUAUCCUCGCACAUGCACUGUAGACUUCUCUAUCUCGUUCGAGUUCCGCUCAUUGCUGCAUUCGCAGUUAGCGACGGUGUUUUUCGACGAGGUGGUGAAGCAGAUGGUGGCCGCGUUUGAGCGGCGAGCGGGCAAACUCUACGGACCCGAGACGAGAAUACCCCGCGAGCUCAUGUUUCACGAGGUCCAUCAAACGUGAGAUGCACCUUCAUACUGGACUCAUAGAACUCUUUAGACCGUUAUCACAUGACAAAUCAGAUCACUAGAUUACUUUGGGAUGGUACGAGAGAUACCAUUUACUUUUAGAAAAAGAUUUCAGUUCAUCUGAGGUACUGUACCUUAUACGUGUAUUUUUAAAACAUUUUUUUUUUUGCUUUUUGAAUGUGAAUGAAGAUUAAUUGAUUAUUGCAGCCCUGACUGGUAAGAUUUGAAAGUUGAAGUUCAAAAAACGGACACUUGGACGUUUCACUAGGGUUUCAUCUGGUUUACUCGUUUUGUCUUGCUGCAAGAUAAUUGGGGCCAAAUCUGACUGAUUACUUAAACUGAAAGGAAUAUUUUAGGUGAAAUCUGUCGCACGCUGUUGAUUACCACACAAAAUUGUUUUGAUUUGUACCUCAGAUUUUAUAAACAAACAAUAAAACAUGUACAGCACAACCAUUGUUUACUUUCCCCUUGCAAAUGCGCAGUUGUUGAUGAUUUUUAUGGUUUGAAGUCAAUAUUAUUUUGUGUGGUAAUCAACGGCAUGCAAAAGACACAGAUAAACCCAGAAUAUUCUUUCUAAAACGAAUCUUCAUAUACCUAAAUAUUAAUAUAGUGAAAAUUCAGACCUACUUGAUUUCCACACUGCACUGAAUUUAUAAUAUUCAUCUCAAGUAGUCACACGCGGAGGUUUGUGACUCCAAACACAACUGCAAAUAUAAUAAAAAUUAAUUAUGCAGUUAGAGUGACCUCAAAUGUUUCUCUCACCUAAAUAUUUAUCCUCAUAGACAACAAAAACGUUUGUUUAUAUAAGUAGUGUAUUGUAAUGAAAAAAAAUGAAGAAUUAUAUUUAGCAUGCUUUUGCUUUCUUUGGAUGCAUUCAUGCAAACUCAGGGCUUUGGCGAAAUUCAAAGGAAAGAAAUGUAAGAACUCAACCUGUUGUUCCCUAAUAGUGAUCCCAGUUUGUGCCUGUUCAUGUAGACUGUGCCAUUUCUGUUUUGUUGCUACAUUAAUGUUUAAACACUACUGUAUUUGUGUUUUGUGAUUUCUUGAAAAGCUACAGUAUGAGCUGGCCGAAGCAUCAGAUACAAACAUAACGGUUUCUUUUUUUCAACAUUUAUUUUAUGAGAUUUUAUUUUCAGCCAUUUCAAUGCCUUAUGUAAGUGUUCAUAGCAUUUAUAAAUGACAUCAAAUAAUGUAAUUGUCAAGAUGUUGAUUGGUAAUUUACUUGUGCUGUAUCAAACACCUGUCUUAAGAGUCUUCUGUGGAAAUAACAUCACCGUCAGUAGAUUUCUAGGGUUUGUCAUAAAAACACCUUGUUAGAUGUCUGUUAGGUCAGAAUGUUUGGUUGAAGGACUGUGAAUAAGAACCAGAGAUGAGCAGUGCUUCAUAAGAGCAAGAAGAGCAGUUUUAGAAAUUCUCUCCGAAAUGAAUGUUGUCUGUUCAGUAAAGCUUAAUUCUCUGUCAACAGGCCUGUCGUCAGUGUUAUAAUCUUGCACAAGCAUUUCUUUUGAGAAUCUUUACAUUUAUUUCCAAACAAAUAUUUUGUGUCUGUUUUACUUGAACUGCUUGAGAUUCAUUAGGAGGCCGAUUUCCUGCUUUGAAUUAUGACGCAUUUGAUCUUGAAGUACACGUGGUUUCUUACCUCAGAGUGGUAGCUCUAUGAUUGAAUCCUAUGUUGAGGAGAUACACGGGUACUUGUGAAAACGUAACAGUGAUGCAGUACCAGGGAACAAAGAAUACAAAGUGAAACCAGCAGUGGAGGUUGAGGAAAUCGGAGGAAGGUGGUGGUAUCUGGGUCAUGUAUUUAUAACCGCAUGAGAGCUGCCCUGACCUGAAGAUCGUUUCCUUGCAGAUCUUUAAACAAAAUUCACCAUUAAAACUGAAUUUAAAAUCGAUUCGUUAAAGAAGAAUUACCAGGCUUAGAUCUUUAGACAAUACUGCACAUAAUUUGAGCAAUAACCAUGUUUGUGUGCACAUCAUUUACAGAAUAAAGGGGUAGUUCACCUAAAAAUGACAAAUCUGACAUUUACUCACCACAUGUCUUUCCCAACCUGUAUUUAUUACUUUCUUCUGUGGAACAUAAAAGAUAUUU